Drosophila navojoa is the source of this 1152-nucleotide messenger RNA. It is a transcript of the gene sinah, whose product is annotated as sina homolog. Gene Ontology annotation, biological process: multicellular organism development; proteasome-mediated ubiquitin-dependent protein catabolic process. The record is from RefSeq and is a predicted model, not a curated record. NCBI's taxonomy places the organism in Eukaryota, Metazoa, Arthropoda, Insecta, Diptera, Drosophilidae. Gene Ontology annotation, molecular function: zinc ion binding; ubiquitin protein ligase activity; ubiquitin conjugating enzyme binding. Gene Ontology annotation, cellular component: cytoplasm.
AUAUAUUUGGUCCAUUCUAAAGCGAAUCUGAAUUCAAGUUUUCGGUCCUUGCAACACUACACAGGAACCUACGUGCAAUCGAGAAUAAAUCAUGCAACCACGCCGUCAGCGUCCUGCCGCUGAUGCCCCACAAGCAGCGACUGUUGCGACGCCCAAGGACAACAGCAACCAGGAGCAAGAGGCGACAUCGCCGCUCGACCAGGUCGAAGGUGGCAGCAGCAGCAAUAGCAACGGCAACGGCAACAACAAUGGCAACGGCAACUGCAGCAGCGACUGCGACAAGCAGACGGAGACGGCGACCAGAGACUUUUUGGUCUCACUAUUGGAGUGUCCCGUUUGCUUUGGAUAUAUGAUGCCACCGAUAAUGCAAUGCUCGCGAGGCCAUCUCAUUUGCUCACAGUGCCGGAAUAAGCUAAAUGUCUGUCCCGUUUGCCGUGUCCCGAUGAGCAAUAUACGCAAUCUGGCCAUGGAGAAGGUGGGCUCGAAACUGAUCUUUCCCUGCAAGCAUGCCUGCUAUGGCUGCCGUGUGCGUCUCUCCUACUCGGACAAGAAGGCGCAUGAGGAGGACUGCGAAUUCCGUCCAUAUUUCUGCCCCUAUCCGGAUGAGAAGUGCGUGUGGCAGGGUGCCCUGAAGGACGUAUACAAACAUUUUGUUAGCACGCAUCAGAAUGUGAUCACCAUGGAGGGCACCGACAUCAUCUUCUUGGCCACCAACGUCAAUCAGGUGGGCGCACUCGAUUGGACGAUGAUACAGUCGUGUCACGGCCGCCAUUUUCUGCUAUCGCUGGAGAAGGUGCAGUUGGGCGAGGGCUGUCAGCAAUAUUUCGCCGCCUGUCGCAUGAUCGGGACAAUGCGCGAUGCGGCCGACUUUGACUAUCUGAUCUCAUUGGAGGCCAACAAUCGCACCCUCAAAUGGAAGUCCAAGCCACGUUCCAUACGCGAAAGUUUCGUGACCUAUACGAAUGCCGAUUUUCUGGUGCUCAACAAAUCAACGGUGGAACAGUUUUCCGAGGAUGGAAAUUUGGCUUUAAACAUCAUCAUCAAAAGGGCCAACAACAAUGAUUAGAAUAUAGAAGAACUCUGCAUAUAUAGUGUAUAUAUACAUAUGUAUAUAUAUUUAUAUAACCAUUUAAUCUGCCAUCGGUCCAGUUA